AUGUGGACAAGAAGCUGUCUUAGAAUGGUGACUUUAUCAACAUUGCGCGGCCAAUGGUUCGUCGCUACACCUCGCGGUCUGAUGCUCGAUGCUCGGCGGGAUGGUAGCUCUUUCUCCAAUAUUAAGAAAGCGGACGGAUGCUUUGCUAAGGAAGCGCACGGAGACAGUAAUAAGAAAGCGGACGGUGUUUCUGACAACAAAUCGGACGGCAAGUCUGGCAACGAAGCGGACGGUGACUGUGACAAGAAAGCGGACGUUAACGGAGGCUACGAUUUCUUGAAUCAAUAUUACUACAACCUCGAGAAGGACUUCAAGAGACUCAGUCAAUCGUACCGGACAACCGAUUUCGACAAGGCGUUGGGAGCCAUGCCAAAGCCCGUGUUCUGGGCGGUCGGACUUUCCCUCUGCCCUCUGCUGUACAACACGCUCGCCGUCGGGGUCACGCUCAGCUGCGGCGGCUACCCGUCAUUUGUCCUGUCGAACGUCUCGAUGUUCGUAUGCGCGGCCAACGCUCUGUGGCAGUACGACUCGCCGUCUCUAUCAUCCUAUUGGCUAGUCAUGAAAGCCGUCCAUCCAACCGUAUUGUGCAUCGCGACUUUCUGGUGGCCGAUCCCGUUUUUGGCCCAGGCGACCGUUCUGUAUUCGUCGUACGCGAUGACCGUACGACUGACAUCGGACGACCACGGGUCAGCCGCCACGAUGCCUCCGUGGUUCAAACCGCUCGUACUCGGUGUCUACGGGUUCUGCGUGCCCACCCUGGUGCUGGCCGCGACGUGUUCGUUGUUUUCGUAA
Molecule: messenger RNA, 792 nt
Organism: Cinara cedri
Lineage: Eukaryota; Metazoa; Arthropoda; Insecta; Hemiptera; Aphididae
Source: the annotation of a GenBank genome assembly